Sipha flava (yellow sugarcane aphid) is the source of this 777-nucleotide messenger RNA. RefSeq lists its product as uncharacterized. The transcript has a single exon. The record is from RefSeq and is a predicted model, not a curated record. Lineage: Eukaryota; Metazoa; Arthropoda; Insecta; Hemiptera; Aphididae. The coding region runs from base 1 to 777 and encodes 258 amino acids.
AUGCUCUAUCUAGGCAUUGUGGUGGACAAGACAUUGUUGUACAAGGAGCACAUAAAAAAAGCGGCAGAGAAGGCGGACAGAAUUGGUGGACAACUCGUCCGGAUCAUGCCCAAUGUAGGGGGGCCUAAAGAAUUAAGAUGUCGUCUGCUGUCUUCAGUGGUGCACUCCGGGCUGCUAUAUGGCGCACCAUCAUGGGCGGACACGUUAGAUUACGUCCCAAAAAAUGCCAAAAUACUUAACCAAGCUCAGCGGAAGGUAUUGCUAUGCCACAUCCGCGCAUAUCGAACGGUGUCUGAGGUGGCAACCAACAUUCUGUCAUCCACCCCCCUGGCAGACAUCAUUGCGAGGGACAGGGAAAUGGCCUUCGUACGGAGGCGCAUACAACCGGACGUGGAGGUCAAGACGUCGGCAAGAGCGAAUGCCCCGUCUAGAAACGAAAUAAUGCUACGGAGCUGGAAAAACAGAAUAGAAACAGCCGAAACGGGAGCAUGGACCAGGACACUGGUUCGCGACAUUGGGUCUUGGUGCAACCGAGAACACGGUCAAAUGAUGUUCCAUAUGACCCAGAUGAUGUCCGGCCAUAGAUGCUUUAGCCAUUAUCUACAUCGGAUCGGUAAAGAAAACUCCGAUGCUUGCCACCAUUGCAUUGAUGGUUUGGAUGAUGCUAGGCACACGCUGCUCGAAUGCGAUGCCUGGGAGUCUGAAAGAAGCACCCUGUCAAGAAGUCUUGGAGGUCCAAUCCGAACAAACUCUUGUAGACAACAUGAUUGCGGAUGA